AUGGCGCCGAAAAGGGCAGUGAAAGCAGCGAAGCAGGAGAAGCAGGUGUGCGUGGACGCUGCCGCGCAGGACAAGAAAAGGCAGAACGAUUUCGCGUGCAAGCUGACGAAGGCACCACAUCGCAUCAAGGAGUUCUACGACAAAGGCCUGAAGCACCUCAAGGCGUCAAAGUCUGCGGAGAAGGAAGAGUUCAUUCGACAGACUCUCGCUACGGUGGACUUCAAGGACGCGUACUUCGAGGGCAUCGAGAUCAUCCGCGACGCCGAGAUGGAGAAGGUCACUGAGAGUUGGAUGUCGUGGACGGCCAUCGCGCAGAAAAACGGCCCCGCGCUGGUCCGUGUUCAAGUAAAACAAGGAAAGAUACUGACUAGGCCCCACGAGGACCUCGACCACGAUGGCCCGACGACAAAGGAGCUCCCUGAGGAAGAGCAGCUGCAGUACAAGGUCGUUGAGAUAAAGAGCGUGACGGAAGUUGGCACAGUGAAUGAGGCGCGUCGCAGCACCAAGGGAUCAGGCGGCGAGGGGCCACCGCCACCGGAGGAGGAGGAGCAGCCGACCGAGGACAAGGCCAAGAUCUCCAAGAUCAAGAAGCAGCACAACGCGUACAGUGCUGUGACAGUCGACUUCAAGAUGAAGCUGGCGAAGUUCUCGGAUAACAGGCUGCGGCACGUCAUGCCCAAUCCUCGCAGGCACGUUGAGCAGUUCUACGCGGAGGCAAACGCAAGCUUCAAGGCCGCGAAGAAGAAUGAUUCCAAGAUCAUCAAAUUCUUGGAGAAAGUAUCGCACGGCGACGCGAUCCCAACAGAGGAGGUCGAGAACGCCGCAGCGCUUGCAGAUGAGCUGAAGGACGACGUGGCCACGGUCAGGGAUUACCUGUCUAUGAUGGCCACGAUCGCAACGAGGUUGACCAAGAAGAGGGAGCGGUCUGCCGCCGCGGACACCGACGGGGAGGCGGGGCCGCCCCUGGGCGCCGGCGCGCCGGGCUGGGUCGGGCUGCGGCUCUUCGUCUUUGGCCCCGACGAGCACCUGUCCCGGCGCGUGCUGGCAGACGGGGCCUGGCAGUACGAGACGGUGGCGUGGUGGUGCCGCCGGCUGCGCGCGGCGGGGGCCGGGCACUUCCUGGAGGCGGUUGCUGCACGGGAUGUCCGUGCCAUCGAACAUUUCGUCGCCAACAAAGCGGUCAGCAAGGCCCUCGCGCGGGUGCACGCGCCCAUGCGUUUCACCCAGGGCGACGACGUCCCGAGGAACCUGCAGGACAUGUUCCCAAAGCCCGCUCGACCGCUGCCCCCGCAGCCCGCCCACGAGAAGGUCCCGCCGGAGUUGCUGGAGGAGCUCGUGACGCACAUCUCGGCGGCUGUCGCGGCACUCCCGUCGAUGUGCGGCGCUGGGCCCAACGGGUCCUUCUACGAGCACCUCAAGAUCCACGCCUCCAUCCAGGGUGGCCAGCAGGUCCUGGCCAGCGUCCUCGCGGAUUUGCUGACCGGCGAGGCCCCACUCGAGGCGAACCGGGCUCGCCUCUUAAGCUGGACUGUGACGUCGACAUUCGCCCAUUGGUGUCACCAUCUGGCCACUGGCGUGCUGCGCUCCGAGGGUGGCCCUGUGGCGUGCCGACAUUUCGUCGACGCCCAUUUGUUCUCUGACCCUGAGCUCACCCUGACAGCCCUCGACGUAGCGAACAUGUACGGGAGCAUGUGUUUGGGCAACAUCGAGUCUGAGGGCUGCCCGUCGGCCUCCUACUUGGCUUGCCUGGGCGUCGCCCCGGUUCACGAUGCCUUGAAGGAGAACUCGGUGGUGGUGAGGCUGCAGCUGCACCCUGAAGCUUCGCGAGUGCUCAACGUGGUCUCCGGGGGCUUGCGACGUGGGGGUUCGGGCAUCCGACGAGUGGCAUCGCCCCCGCUGGUACUCAAGCAGCCUCUCGCGCGCCCGGGCGUGGACUCCGCCAGCGAUCCGGCCCUGCUCUUCACGAGCGGGCCCUGCGAGGAGGUGCUGGCAGAACGGAGGCGCACGCUGAAUCGCUUCAGCGAGCUCAAGGCGGCGGGGCUGGCCACGCACCUCGAUGUGUGUCUUGCUCGAGUGGCUACUGCCAGCGACGGUGUCUACCUCCAGCAGCGCCAACCGCCCACGGAGGCCCACUGCUCCGCGCUGGACAUGGUGGUCUUAGACGGCAUCUUCGACCUCCUGGGCGUGGGGUACGGCCUGUCGAGCGCGGCCCUGGGCUCCAAGCCCAACUACCUGGCCUCCUGGCUGCGCGACCUCACCGAGAGCGCAGAGACCACGGGCCUCGCCGGCGGUUCCGCCCUGCUCGACAGGGCGCCCGCCCUCCGGGCCUGCCUUGAAGGCGUCGUCACCGGCAUGUCGGCGCAGGGAGUGGACCUCCCAACUGGCACGAAGGAUGUUUUACUCCCAGGUUCGGCAGGCGCCGCGUCCAGAUGGCUCUCCGAAGUGGUUUCUCGCAUAGGCUCCGAUAUUCGUAGUGGUGCCACUGAGGAGUGCGUCACCACGAUGCUGGAGUCUGAUGGCGGCGGUGGUGGCUCAUGUUUUGCAGUCCCGACGCUUCCGCACCACUGCCUGACGAAUCAAGAGGUCGCCACCGCCAGCCGCCUCCAGAUGCAUUUGGAGGUUCAUGAGAAGCGGCCGGGGCACGACUUCCACUGCCUCCACAGGGGCGGACGGCAGUCCGGGUACCAGGUCCGCAGCCAGGCAGUCGACCUGAAGGGCCUCCAGGGUCUUAUGUGCAAGCGAUGGGGCCUCGUGGUGGGCAGGCACGACGCUCUCCGCGAUGUCCUUGCGGGCAUGAUCACGGAGCAACGCCGCCCAGACAUCGACUACCACGACAAGCGGAUGGUGCGACAGUGCCUAGACGUCGCCGUCGUGACACCACACAUCAGGGCACUCCCAUGGGAUGCGCGCCUGCACAGGGCCGGGGCGCUCAUCGCGCGCGAGGAGAGCAACAAGAGACGCAAGUAUCAUAUGCUCAGCCUCACUCCUUUCGUGCUCUCUCACCUCGGCCGCAUGGGCGGGGGGGGCCAGGGCAGAAUCAAGGCCUUCGCCGAUGGCCUUUCCGAGCGCGAGCGGUCGUCUGCUAUAGACGGGUGCUACCAGCACCUAGCGGCGACGCUCCAGCGCGGCAGCGUGGCCCUCUUGGCCGCGGCUGCGCCCCUCAUUCCCUAG
Messenger RNA from Prorocentrum cordatum, 3171 nucleotides. NCBI's taxonomy places the organism in Eukaryota, Dinophyceae, Prorocentrales, Prorocentraceae. The record is from the annotation of a GenBank genome assembly.